AUGGCGGACAACUAUGUCCUAGUCGAUCCGCUUUCUUCGAAGCCAAUUGAAUGUUGGAAAAAAUAUGUGAAACAAGGACGAAUUUGUGAGCCAAUGAAGCCAAUGAGGUUUGUUUUAGGGAUUAGAGAAGACCGAGAGGCCAAAUGGAACUAGGUUUUGAGGAUAAUUAAGCCUGGAACUUUAUUUUUACGAGGUAUGGGCUAAAAAAUGGCCCAAUGGCUGUUGACUCAACCCGAAUCACCCUUAUAUAAUUUUUGAUCAUUACUUUCAUUCAUUCAUUAUUAAUUUUCAGACUCGACACCCCAAUAUACGAUAACAAAAUCCGUGUUGUCUGUAUUUCUGACACCCACGAAAAAAUGCACGAAGUCCUUCCUUAUAUUCCCGAUGGUGAUAUUCUGAUCCAUUCUGGCGAUUUCACAAAUUGUGGAGAUAUUAGUGAAGUUAUCAAAUUCAAUGCUGAGAUUGGUAUGUUUUCUUUUCUCUUUUUAAAAACCAAUUUUCGUUGUUCGGCUGCGUGUUUGGAUUAAAAAACAAUAUAAAGCGAAGAAAACGGAAAAUGAAAUGAUAAUAACUGGUUGUUUGGAUAGUAUACCAAAUUGAUUGAGAUAGAUAUUAUAUUAUAACUAUAUAUUUAUAUGGGAUGAUCGAAAGUGUGACUUUUUGAUGAUAAAAAACAGAGAAUUUGGAAAAAAACCAUAUAAAUUGGGAGAAUGGGUUCGGCGAAUUAGAAAAGCAGUAGACACAAAUCACAAAAAUCAAUUUACCUUUUUUUGGAAAGAAAACAGAAAAGAGUGUUAUGCCAUCUUUUGAAAUUGGAUGUUACCAGUCUGAGGACGACAAAGAAGCAGAGAGCAGAAAUUGAAAAAAUUAUUUAUUUUUGAAAAAAUAUUAACCAAAUUUUAAAAGUUCUGCUACCGAAAAAAAAUUCAUAAAACUAUUUCCCAAUUUUGUAGGUCAACUUCCACAUAAACACAAAUUAGUUAUCGCUGGAAAUCAUGAACUUGGAUUCGAAGAUGGAGAAGAAAUGAACGAGAGACAAUUAGCUGGAUUAUCAAUGCUUGGAAUCAACAAAGCUUAUGAACUUCUGUCAAAUUGUACAUAUCUUUGUGACAAAUCAUAUGAAGCAUAUGGUAUCAAAUUCUACGGAGCACCAUGGCAUUCAAUGCCCGGAUAUUCAUUUUAUCGUCAACGUGGCCAAAAAAUAUUGCAUAAAUGGAAUCAAAUUCCGGCGAAAAUUGAUGUUUUGAUAACACAUACACCACCUUUGGGACAUGGUGAUUUUAAUGCUUGGGAUAAAAUGGAUGGAAUUCUUGCGGGAUGUGCUGAACUUUUGAAUACUGUUGAGCAACGUGUAAAACCCAAAUAUCAUAUUUUCGGACACGUUCAUCAGGUAAAUUUUUUUAAAUAGUAAAAAUUGUACUGUUGAUUUUUGUUCAGAAACACGGUGUCACUUCAAAUGGCGAUACAACAUUCAUAAAUGCUGCCCUUUGUGAUCAUAAACUUCGAAGUGCUUAUGAUCCAAUAAUUUUCGACAUUCCUCUUCCGGCUGGAAAAACAAAACAGUAG
Caenorhabditis angaria is the source of this 1566-nucleotide messenger RNA. The record is from the annotation of a GenBank genome assembly. NCBI's taxonomy places the organism in Eukaryota, Metazoa, Nematoda, Chromadorea, Rhabditida, Rhabditidae.